Molecule: messenger RNA, 3803 nt
Organism: Grus americana (Whooping crane)
Lineage: Eukaryota; Metazoa; Chordata; Aves; Gruiformes; Gruidae
Product: ankyrin repeat domain-containing protein 20B-like
Exons: 18
Coding region: 220-2025 (601 amino acids)
Molecular function (GO): protein binding
Source: RefSeq, a predicted model, not a curated record
AGCGACAGCGCUUCUCUGGCUCGGAGCGUUGGAGGCUGCGAGCUGCGGCCGCCGCUCUCGGCUCGGCUCUCGGCUCGGCUCUCGGCUCUUCUCGCCCUCUCCCCGUCCUCUCCCCGACCUCUCCCUCUCCCCGCCCGGGGCUCGGCAGAGCCUGCCAGGCGCUUCCUGCGGCUACUGACCCCGGGGCGGGCUGUGCCCUCCCCUCGUCCCCGCCGCAGCAUGCACAGGCUCAUCGGGCUCCUCAGGAGCGUGCGGGAGCGCUCGACGUCCGGCAGCGCUUCCGCGCCCGGCGCCGCCGGGGCCUCCGAGCUCCGGGAGAAGGGCCAGGGCGCGCUGCACAGCGCGGCCGCCAGCGGUGACCUGGCCGAACUGCAGCGGCGCUGGUGGUGGUGGCAGAGACUCCGCAUCAACAGGCGGGACGCGAAGAAGCAGACGCCUCUGCAUCUUGCUUGCGCGAAUGGCCAUGCAGACGUUGUGCGAUUUCUAGCAGGAAAGAAGUGCCAGCUAAACCCUCGUGACAGCUUGAAGAAAUCGCCGCUGAUGAAGGCAGUAGACCACCAGCACAAAGACUGUGUGACUAUUCUGCUGGAGCACGGUGCCAAACCCAACCUCAAAGGUGCUGGCGGCAACACUGCCCUUCACAUGGCUGCUGCCAUUCCUAGCAAACCUCUAGUGGAGCUGUUACUUGAGCACAAUGCCCAUAUCGAUGCUCAGAAUGAGUUGGGGUACACUCCGCUUACUCUUGCGAUCACCGAGCGCUGUGAAGAGAUGGUUGAGUUCCUUCUCCAAAAAGGAGCUGACGUGCAUGCUCGAGAUAAGCAUGAAAGGACCCCUCUUAUGAUUGCUGUUCUUGCUGGGAAUAUGAAUACAAUAAAAAGCCUUCUUCGACAUGGUGCUGAUCUUUCUCAUCAAGACUGUAUUGGCAAGCAAGCUACGCACUAUGCCAGAGAGUUAACGCUUUACACCAAUAUUGCUGAGCAACUGGAGGAAUACAUCAGGUGUGAAAUGACAGGAGAAUGUUCUGCGGGAGGCACAGAAGGCCCAGCAGUACUGGACAGCUUUUGCGCUGGGACAGCUGCUCAUUGUCCCUUGGGGGGACCUGCAAUGACCAGAGCAGGUGUCUUGCCAGCAGCAGCAGAACAGCAAGAGGAAGAAGUUCACACUCCUUCUGAUUCUAAGACGGAUUCCGAAGCUCCAAACAAAGCGUCGGCCGGCGCGGUGCUUCCAACUGCGGACAGACACGGAGCGUGCACACAGUCCGUUGCAGGGGAGCGCGGCAAUGACGGAUUCCGAAGCUCCAAACAAAGCGUCGGCCGGCGCGGUGCUUCCAACUGCGGACAGACACGGAGCGUGCGCACAGUCCGUUGCAGGGGAGCGCGGCAAUGCGUCGUGCUUCUUACCUCCUUUGUAGGUGUCUGCCCAGCAGUAGGAGCAGAAGACGAGGAGGAUGAUGACUCCUGGUUUGAUUCUGAGAUUUCUUCACUGGAGAGUGAAAAGCUUCAGCUAAAGCAGGAUGCUUCAGCUCAAGUGGAUUGUCAAAGCGAUAGACAGAGAUGGGUCAGGCAGCUGCAGGAGGAGCUCGCCAACGCUCUCAGAAAGAACUCCCUGGCAGAAGCGUCACUGGCAGCUAAGAAGCGCUACAGCAGGGACCUGCAGGAACAGCGGCUGCAGUUGCAGAAGGAACUGGACAGGUCUACAGCUAAGCUGCAGGAACUGAGAGAACGGCAUAUCCGGACUGAGUGUUAUGUCUGGUUCCUGAAGAAGGCCAUAAAGAAUAAGAAGAGGGAACUAACCACCUCCAGGAACCUGCAGGGCCUUCUGGCCGCCUCUUCCGCAACUGCGGCUAUCCCAGAGCUGGAAGAACGCAUGCAAAGGCUCCAAGUUGGAAAGGCCAGGCUGGAAGCCACAGCCCAGCAACAAGCCAAGACCAUCGAAGCCCUUCAGAAAGAUCUGCAAGCCUCUGCCACAGUAAGGCAGUCAGAGCCUUCCCUUUUCAUGAGCUACAGAGCCCAGUUCCACUCUUAAGAUGAGGUUUUCCCGGACAGCCCAGGAGAGAUCAGUUCCUCUGUUCUACUGACUAUAGGCUGCUCUGAAAGUCCUGCUGGCCCAUUCCCCAGCUUUCUGGCUUUGGGAGUUGUCCCAUGAGACUGUAGCAAGUCCUACUUAACGCCGUCUUUGUCAAGGAGUUGACGCUAAUGCACUGGCUUCAGUAUUUGCUGCUUUCGACCAGCUGCGAGGUUGAGACCGCAGGCAGCACUUGAGACAGUCGUGCAGUAGAGGGAUUUGGUAGCUUUGCUUGCGGACUUUCCUUGGGCUCUUUUGGUGGUGCAGAGCGCUUCAUCCUGGAGGCCUGACUGGCAUCGUCAGACUGUGACAGGAAUUCUUCACUUGCCUGGACUCUGGUCACCUUCCUGUUUUAGUGACUCUGGAUUCGUUGGCCAGAGGGUGUGGGUCCAUAAUGCAACGAGAAGACCUCCAGAGAAGAAAAUCCGCAACUAAUAAGGGAAUGACACCUCCAUAGGCAGUAUUUUGUGUGCUGUGCUUGGGUGGCGUUGCAGGGCAGGCAACUGUGGCGUUGCACUGAUGCUGGCAAGAGAAGAAGAAAGGCCCCGAGGUGUGACCUUCAGUCGGGAAAGUCCUAGCAUGAGUUCUUUUCUCUUCUUUUAACGCUGCUGUAGGCUCGUAAUGGCCCGGAGAACUUGAUACCUGGCUUUCAGACAAAACGGACUGCAAAGGAACACCAACGUCAGCAGUGUGGGAGUGAAAGCAAGGAAGUGAAGCAGCUGGUCGAGAUGAAACGCCGAUCAGAAGCGCUUCUGGAGGAAAUGUGGCGGAGAAACAGUGCGCUGAAGGAAGAACGUACCAGGCAUGGCUUUUUAGUGCUUUAAAGAAGUAUCAUGUUGAGUGGAAGUCAAGCUUUACUGAAAUCUCAUGUAAAGGCACGUACAUAACCGUCUGUGAGCAAAUUCAAGCCUCGCGUUCAAUCUUGCAAAGUGCUUCUGUGCCUGAGCCUAUGGUUUGAAAAAGCUGCAAAAGGCCUUGCAAAAUCAGGCGGCCUGCAGUUCUCCUGGGAGGGAAGGAAGUCUUUUCUUCCUCUGUUCAGGUAAACUUUGGGCCUUCCAAGUGAUGACUGGCACUGCAGUGCUGGCUGUCCUCAGCAAUUCCUGGCCUGCAAUUCAAGCACACUACAGAUGAAGCAAGCCAUGGCUGUGCUGCUUACGUAAGAGUACGUGAAAAAGGCCAACUGUUGCUUUGCUUCACGCUUUCCUCACUGAUUUGCUGUGCAGGUUGAAGAUGCUUCUGGAGGGAGCUCGGGCAAAGGUAAAGGCAUAUGCAGAGAAGGAGAGAGAGAAAGAGUCCCAGCUCAGUUUCCAGGGAGAGAUGAAUAACAGCUGUUCGGAGGUGGCCAGCCAAGUUGGUAAACUAAGAAGAAAGCCGGUCACCAUACAUCAAGAUUUUCAUACGAAAAAGCAGGUGACAAAUGCAGUCUCGAUGGCCCCCCACCUUACGGAUUCCCACAGAUCUGGAGAUGCAGUCGAAAAACCACAGGCAGUGGAUGAGAAAAAAGCAGGACCUGUGAGAAAAGCUGUCCGCACUGCGUGGGACUGCCAUGUCACAGCUGAACCUCCGAUGUAGUUAGCGCUGAGAUGAUGCUGGAGCAGCGGAAGUGCCAGGAAACAGAGUGCUCACAGGGAGAUGAGUGAAGCCUGGAAACCUUUGCCUUCCACCUCUUGCAGCGACUACCCUGCAUCUAAUUCCAAGUGUUCUGUUGCAGCUUGGUAUUUAAUAAACUCUGUCAUCUA